GAAAACUGCCGAUGAAAUUUAGAACGACUUUGUUUAGUAUUAUCCAUCUAUCUAGACAAUUAUUUCAGGGUAGUACCCAAUUUUAAUAAAGAUUCUAUCAAAUGAAGAGUUUUUCGUGUCUUUUAUCACCUAAACUUAAUUAGCAUUAGUAUUUAGCUCAAAUCAAUAAAAAAAGAUUCCUCAUAUAUGCAGAAGCUCUUGAAGUCGAUUCAAAUCUCGUUUAAACCGACUUAAAUGGCUUCCAGAUAAUUAGCUUAAAGCUAAUACAAAAACACUUUUACAGUAAUUACUUUAGCUUCUCAGUAUCAAGUGUGUAAUUGUUGAUAUGGGAAGUAAAGAGUCAUCACAUAGUUUAAAUUUUUACUCGACAAAGAAGCGACUCACUAGAAUUCAGGAAAUAUUUUACCUUCUAGAUUAGAAUGGAAAGUGAGUUGGAAAACUUACCAGAGCCUGGGUCCAGAUAUACCUUAGGUGAAAUUAUUGGAAAUGGAGCCUUUGGAACAGUAUAUAACGCUAUUGAUAAUCAAACCUCAAAUAAAAUAAAUGUGGCAAUAAAAAUACAAACUUACAACGAAGAAAAUAAACCUUAUGUUGAUGAAGAAUACGCUAUUCUCAAAGAAUUGAGCAGUUGCAUAUAUUUGGUUACUUUUUAUGGAAUAUUCAAACGAGGUGGUGAAAUUUGGAUUGUUUUGGAGAACUGUAAAGGAUGUACGGCAUUAGAUUUGGUCACUGGACUUUUGAACCAAAAUAGAAGAAUUUCAGAAGAACACAUGGGAUAUAUCCUAAAGGAAGUUGUCAAGGGUAUAGUAUAUCUACACGAAAGCAACGUCAUUCAUAGAGACGUAAAAGGUAGCAAUAUUUUGCUGACUAAAGAAGGUGAAGUAAAAUUAUGCGAUUUUGGUUUGGGUAAAAAACUAACUCAAAAUGAUGAUAAACUCUAUGACUGUGUUGGAUCGUCAUGUUGGAUGGCACCUGAACUCGUUACAGCAAAUAAAGAAGAUUCCGAAAAAGGAUUCUAUGACAACAGAGUUGAUGUUUGGGCUUUGGGUAUAACGGCCAUUGAAUUGGCUGAAGGUGCAGCUCCUUUUCGAAAUAUGCAACCCUGUCGUGUAUUGUUCGAAAUUGUCAAGAAUCCUCCACCCGCAUUGGAAAAAAUUUCGAACUGGACUGAAAAUUUUCAUGACUUUAUUAGUGAAUGUUUGGUGCAGUAUUUUGAGCAUAGACCUUAUAUUGUGGAAAUAAUUCAGCAUCCCUUCUUAGAAGUCAUCCCCGAAAAUAACUAUCAUUUAAGUUUGGAAAUCAAAACUCUUAUAGUCGAAGCUGCUAAAGUCCCAUUGAAAGUGAAACCUACUGAAACGGUAAUAAUAGAAACAUGUUUUAAAAGCUCUGCAGAUAAAAAGCUGAAAAAGAUAGUGGAAGAGGAUUUAGCGAACCUAGACCGCAUUAGCGAGGAAACCGUGUUAAGUGUGAUAGAAGAACGUUUCCAAGACAGACAGUUUUAUACAUUCGUUGGAGAAAUUUUAGUUGCCGUAAAUCCAAACGAGCCUUUGGAUAUAUUUGGGAAAAAGUUUCAUGAACUUUACUUUCAAAAAUCGCGAUCCAAUAAUCUUCCGCACAUUUAUUCUGUAGCUGAUACUGCAUACCAAAAUGCAAUGCAUCACAAAAUUCCUCAGCAACUCAUUCUCACAGGGGAAUCGGCAUCUGGAAAAACGAGUAAUUAUCUACAUCUAAUAGAUCAUUUAUUUUUUAUUGGUGAGCAGCACCCUGUAAACGUGUCUAGAAUUCGUAAUGGUAUAAACCUCAUUCAUGCAUUAACUCAUGCAAACACGUCUACAAAUGUCUAUUCUACAAGAUGCAUUUUCAAAACUAAUAUUUCUUUUGGCCAAAGUGGGAAAAUAAGUGCAGCAACAUUCAAAACUUGGUGUCUUGAGAAAUCGAUUAUAUCCUCUGUAGACAUGAAUCAGAGCACAUUUCAUGUUUUUUAUUACAUUUAUGAUGGCCUAGUUCAUAGUGAUGCUACAGGAAAAUAUAAGCUACACUCAGAACGGAAUUAUAGAUAUAUGCGGAUACCUGAUCAUCAUGUAAAAUCUAAAGAGAACCCUAGAGAUAAUAUUGAACAGAAUGUUAUUAAUUAUAAAAAAAUAUUCAGCUGCCUCGAGGAAUUUGAAUUUUCAGAGGAGCAAAUUGUAACGUUCUUUUCAGUGAUCGCUGCUAUUUUAAAUUUGGGUGAAAUACGAUUUAGUGAAAGCACGGAAAUGAGCAGUUCUAAGUUACAGGAGAACGAAUUCGUAACGAAUUUCUGUGAUUUAAUGGAAAUAGAUAAAACCAGAUUUUGUUGGGCUUUAACAAAUUAUUGCAUUUUCAAAAAAGGGAACGUGGUGAAGAUGAAAAAUACAUGUGACGAAGGUAGGAAUUCACGAGAUGUCUUAGCUAACAAUCUGUAUAGUCGUUUCGUGGACUAUGUUGUGGGCGCUAUUAACGACAAGUUAGAAAUCGGAAAGGCCAUCUUUGGAAACAAGUAUGCGAUAAAUCUUCUGGAUAUCUUUGGUUUCGAAUGCUUUAAAGAGAAUCACUUGCCACAGUUUCUUGUGAACUGCUUAAACGAACAGUUUCAAUACCAUUACAUACAAAAAGUGUUCCGCGCAGAAACGCAAGAUUUGGUUUCUGAAGAUAUCGAGUUUGAAACCCAGACUUUCUUUGAUAAUAAAACAACACUGAAUCAUUUGCUCAGUAAACCAGAUGGCGUUUUAAGUAUCAUAGAUGAAGCUUCCAAAAAAAAUUUAAGUGGACAUUAUAUCAUGGAUAACUUACAACGUCUGGAAACAAAUAGGAUUGUGGUGAAGAGUUAUAUGGAAUUUGCAGUUGCACAUUUUACAGGACGAGUGUCUUACAAUUCAAGGGAAAUGUCGGACAAAAAUAGAGAUUUUCUUCCAGCAGAAGUAAUUGAAACAUUGAGAGAAUCGGAAAAUCCGAUUAUUAGAUCUCUAUUUCUAAAUAAAUUGGACAAAACUGGUUGCUUAGUUCUGAACUUCGACCGCACUAGAAGAAAUAAGAGAACGGCCCAAAAUAAAAACAACGCCGGUGUAAAUCAGUUUUCCCAAAUUCGUAACUUACGGACCUCAGGGAGCAUAUUCAGAAGUGUUUGUUUGGAACUGAUGAGAGAACUUUCAAUUGGUGGUAAUUCUGGAGGAACGCACUUUAUAAGGUGUAUCAGAUCCGAUCUCAAAGCAAAACCACAUAGCUUUAAUAGGGAAUUAGUAAAACAGCAAAUUAGGUCCCUGGCCCUUACUGAAACUGCCUUAAUUCGACAAAAGGGCUUUCCACACAGAGUGUCAUUUUCAGAAUUUUUACAAAGAUACAAGUUUUUGGCAUUUGACUAUGACGAAAAUGUGGAAAUUACUAGAGAGAACUGCCGUCUGUUAUUAAUUCGGCUGAAAAUGGAAGGUUGGGUUGUUGGAAAAUCCCAAGUUUUUCUUAAAUAUUAUAAUGAAGAGUAUUUAUCGAGAUUGUAUGAGACGCAAGUAAGAAAAAUAAUAAAAAUCCAAAGUAUUAUGAGAGGAUUUCUUGCCAAAUGUAAACUUAACAAGCAAAACAAAGAUCAAGAGAGAAGUUGCAUUCAAGAAAUUGGCAAGCGCCGAAGAAGCAGUGUUUUAACUGAAAAUGAAGCUGCGGAGAUCAUACAAAAAGCUUAUAGAAAAUCGGUUAUACGACAUAAGACUCUAUCAGAUAUUUAUGCGUCCCUAAGUGACGAAGAACGAAAUCUAAUUUCGCCCUUUGCUAAAAAAUGGAAAAUGUCAAGUUUAUUUUAUAUUCUGAUCAAAUAUCGAACCGCAAAACUUUACGACUUCUUCAAUUUAUCUCAACAGGUACACUUUUACAAUCAAAAUGCCUUCUUCGAGAUAAAAAAAAACUGCAAACCUGUGAAAUUAAAACUAAUUGAUAAAGACGCAAAGGAAAGUUCCUGGUUUCAGGACAUCAACCCAGUAGCACUUAAAAUGAACUUUUGUUUAGCAGAAAUUCCCUUUAUUGAUACAUCAGUAAUGUGUGAUUCAUUCACUACUAUCAGAUCUGGGUUACCCGAAGAUUGCUGGGAUAGUCCAUACCGAUUUCAAACUGAUCGGCAUAACUUCAAAACCGAAGCAAGCAAAGAUUUGGAAUACGAAAACGGCAUUCUAUCAAUGCCAUACAAUCGAGAUCCUAACAUACCCUUGACAAUAUUGGCAAGCACUACUGAUAAAGACGACCGUAUAGAGAAUUCCGCCAAUAAUAAGAAGGUAGUGAGUCCAUGCUACAUAAAGAAAAAUUAUCAGUCUAGAUAUAGUGACAAACGUGAGAACAACGAGGAAGUAAAAAGCAACGAUUCGAGAUAUGAACCUCAAAUGCAUGCGCCUAUAAAAUUCAGGCAAACUGAAUUCAAGCAUAGGAACGAUCAAGUGGAAAAUGAUCGUAACUCAACAUCAGGAAACAAGGAUUUUGGCUUGUUAAAAUCCAGUAAUCGUUCAGCUGCAUCUAGAAAUUUCGAUCCCAUAGCAGAACUUAGGACAAUAACUCGAAGAGGCAGUAACGAAGACGAUCCACCAUUCAACUUCCAAGGUAUGCUUCGCAAAACAAAUUUCCAAAGAAAUUCUAUGAAGAAAGCGUCAGGCUCUCGCCGAGAAUCCCUAAGAACUGCUUUGGAAACCGUACGGAAAUUCUCGUUGCCUAAAGACAAAGACGAGCCUACCCAGAAAACUGAAAUGAAUGAGAAAAAAUCGAAAGUUCUAAAUGGUAGACCUGUUUAUAUGGAAUUGGAAGAUGGCUUAAUUUUAGAGGGAGUUCAGGUGGACCUAUAAAUCAUACCGGAAUAUUUCGACAUAGACAAUAUUUACUAGUUUAGAUUUAUAAGUUGCCAUAAUUCACUGAGUUAUGAUGACAUUUUAACUAUAAAUUAAGAAAAAUAUUCAAAUAUCCAAGACCACGCCUUCAGAAUUGUCAAGCAAUAAGAAAUGUUUCUUCUUAAUAAUUUUCUUCUAAAACAUUUUUUCGUUUAUUUUUUAUCAGCUGAAUAAUUCGAUGUGAGCGAAUUAUUAGAUUUUCAAAGUGAAUAAAUGCACAGGAAUUUUCAAUACCGUUCUGUUAUAGGUAGUCAAUAUCAGUCGAUGUGUUAUACCUCAAUACUUUAUUGCUUGAAAUUUUAUAUACUUUAUAUAUGAAUAUUAAUCUAUACCAUUAAUUGUUAUUUGUUAUAAGUCAAACUAACUUUAAUAAAACCAUGAGGAUUCAUCGGGAUAUGUUAUUCACACUUUGUUAUCAGCUAUAAAUUAUUCUGUUCUAUAGUAAUUCUUAAGCUAAACAACUUACAUAUUUUGCAAUUGUGUUUACUACGAAUUAUAGAUUAUUUAAAAAAAUUGA
Molecule: messenger RNA, 5391 nt
Organism: Dendroctonus ponderosae (mountain pine beetle)
Lineage: Eukaryota; Metazoa; Arthropoda; Insecta; Coleoptera; Curculionidae
Gene: ninaC
Product: neither inactivation nor afterpotential protein C
Exons: 25
Coding region: 420-4832 (1470 amino acids)
Biological process (GO): protein phosphorylation
Cellular component (GO): myosin complex
Molecular function (GO): ATP binding; protein kinase activity; protein binding
Source: RefSeq, a predicted model, not a curated record